AUUCCGCACCCGACACGAGGACGUAGCGCACGUCCGUACUCACGACCGCGACCGACGCGCCGCGCGCCCGCCAUGUUUGACGUUUUCGGCUCCGUAAAGGGGCUUCUCAAGCUCGACUCUGUGUGCAUCGACAACAAUGUGUUCCGCUUACAUUACAAAGCCACCGUGAUUAUCUUGAUCGCGUUCUCGCUUCUCGUCACGUCGCGACAGUACAUCGGUGACCCGAUUGACUGCAUCGUUGAUGAAAUCCCGCUCGCCGUUAUGGACACGUACUGCUGGAUAUACUCUACUUUCACCAUCCCGAACAGACUUAUCGGCCGCGUCGGAAAGGAUUACGUGCAACCCGGCGUCGGCCCACAUGUCGAAGGACAAGACGAAGUUAAAUAUCACAAAUAUUAUCAGUGGGUUUGUUUUGUGUUAUUCUUUCAAGCAAUCCUGUUUUAUGUUCCCCGCUACUUGUGGAAAACGUGGGAAGGAGGCCGCAUCAAGAUGUUGGUCCUGGAUCUUAACUGUCCCAUCGUUGAAGACGAGUGCAAGUCGGGUCGUAAAAAGCUACUUGUCGACUAUUUCCACACGAACUUGCACACUCAAAACUUUUACGCUUUCCGAUUCUUUAUAUGUGAAGUUCUCAACUUUAUCAACGUAGUGGGUCAAAUAUUCUUCAUGGACUUCUUUUUGGACGGAGAAUUUUCAACUUAUGGCAGUGACGUGGUCAGCUUCACAGAAAUGGAGCCCGAGGAACGCGUGGACCCGAUGGCCAGAGUGUUUCCUAAAGUAACUAAAUGCACCUUCCAUAAAUACGGUCCAUCCGGUACGGUGCAGAAAUUCGAUGGCUUGUGUGUUUUGCCAUUGAAUAUCGUCAACGAGAAGAUCUACGUGUUCCUCUGGUUUUGGUUUAUGAUACUAUCUAUCCUGAGUGGAAUUUCUUUGUUAUACCGCAUGGCCGUUGUCGCUGGACCCCGCGUCCGUCUCUACUUGCUGCGCGCACGCAGUCGCCUUGCGCCACAAGAGCAAAUCGAAGCCGUAGCCCGCAAGCUACAGAUCGGCGACUGGUUCGUUUUGUACCAACUCGGGAAGAACAUUGAUCCACUGAUUUAUAAAGAACUGAUGACCGAGCUAGCGGAGAAGUUUGAAGGAAACGACAAAGUAUAGUUACGCCGGUAUAUUAUUGAAGGACAGUUAAGUUUGGGUCGUCCGUGUGACGUGUUAGUGAACGAAGGUCCGGUCCGCGUCUCGGCCGCUUUACUUGCGUCCGUGGCGCGGACCGGGCGAGGCCGCCAAGUCGCCAGACGAGGCGGAGAAUGACCCCAUCGGCCCACUACUCAUUGUAUUCCAGAAACGCUUUAAAAUUAUGACGCCACCGGCUCCGAGUGGUCCUGACUCUUCCAAGCGCAACAUUUUGACUGAAUCGUGCCACUUGCGCGAGUGCAUUUAGCAUAACGUUUUGGAAUGUUUACUAAUAGUCGUAGCCUUUAGGUAGAUCUCGUGCCUUCGUUUUUUAUUGUAUUAUUAUACGUGUGCGAGUGUAUUGUAAUUUUGAAGGGAUGUCUCAUUGUGAUAUGUAAUUAUUAUUAAUCUAAAUAAGUGUUUAACGUGAACGAGAUUGAAAGAAUGGACAGCUAGCUUAUUGCUGCUUAGUUUAGAUAGGUAGUUAUCACUAAUGUCUUUGUUAUCGAAUGCUAUACUCGAUACGAUAAAUUAAUCGAAUUCGACAAUACUGUAAUGUUUUACUGUUUCAUAGGUACUUGUGUAUUACAUUGAUAAAUUUAGUCAUACAUGGUUGAUAUAUUUUCUGAAUAUAUUUACUUCGAAAAAAA
This is a messenger RNA of Bombyx mori (domestic silkworm), 1817 nucleotides long. It is a transcript of the gene Inx2, whose product is annotated as innexin 2. Lineage: Eukaryota; Metazoa; Arthropoda; Insecta; Lepidoptera; Bombycidae. The record is from RefSeq and is marked provisional. Gene Ontology annotation, molecular function: gap junction channel activity. Gene Ontology annotation, cellular component: plasma membrane; gap junction. Gene Ontology annotation, biological process: phototransduction.